AUGAACUUAAAAAUCACAAACAGUUUUUCAUUUCCUGCCGCAUCACUCAGCAUUUUUGAAGGCCUUUCAUUGCUUGUUCUUAUUCCAUUUAUCGACCGAGUGGUUUACCCAAGUCUGCAGCGUCUUGGUUUUAAUUUUACCCCACUGCGCAGAAUCGGCGUUGGGUUGCUGUUUGCCGCGGGCUCAGUUGUUAUGGCGGGAGUUACUGAAAUUGAAAGGAAACACAUCAUAAGAACACAUGGGACAUUUGAGCAGGAAGUGUUUAAUAAAACCGUGAACGCAUCCACCAUGAGUGUGCUUUAUCAAGUGCCUCAGUACAUUCUGGAAGGGACAAGCGAGGCUCUGGUUGGAGUUACAGGUAAAAGUUACUGCCAACAGCUUUGUUACAAACCUGAUAUCAGCUCAAAUCAAUGAUGAUUGUUCUUGAUGGAUUAAACGCACAACGAUAUCUAAAAGGUUAUCUUCUCUUUCUUGCUCCACCGUAGCGUGCGAGCUUUUAUCAUUCACCUUUUCCCGAAACACUGGAGGUUGAUAGGCUGAUCCAGGCAAAACAGCUCUUAAGGCGCUUUUAAGCCCCUAAAAGCAGAGUCAUAAGAUUUUUUCAGUAUACUGAAAAUCCAACGGAAAUAGCAGAAGGGCUACCAAAGCCUAGCUAAAAAACACGAACGCAUUUUGAAAGUGUCUUAGAAUGAAUGAAAGCUGGAUUAAACUUGAAAACACCAGGUAGUUCUACCCCUGGUAAUAAAAUUAUGGUUGACAUCUUUUUAACGUCAGCUUAGUGGUGAAUUUCUGAUUCUCGGCCUAUUUGCAAAAAACCUAACUUCAGAAACCCGGGGGACGGGGGUACUUGGGUCAGGUUUUGCUGGAUAUGUGCCGCUCGCUGGCCGCACAGAAUCCUUUGCCCAUUAUUCAAGUCUAUUCCGGAGUAGAAAUAUGUGCAGUGUUGUGAAGAAGUGUAUGAUUUCUUUUCCACGUAACCUCCUCUUACUUCAGAUACAGAGGGAAGUUAAUAUGUUACUGACGUUUCUUUUUAGGUCUCGAAUUUGCUUAUUCCCAGUCCCCCGUAGACCUGCGCGGAGUAGUUAUGGGUGUGUGCCUGGCAAUGACUGGUUUUGGUUUCUACGUGGCUUCAGCGUUAGUUUCCAUUGUCAAAAAGGCAUCAGAUGGUGAAUGGUAUCCUGAAGACCUCAACAAAGGAUCUCUGGAAUACUACAUGUUCCUGUUGGCGGGACUGAUGCUGGUGAAUGCCUUUGUGUUCUUUUUGUUAGCAGUGAAGUAUCGCUAUGCUCAUCAUGAUCGAGAAAUAAUCUUUGCGGAAAGUCAACAUGGAGACUUUAGCGAGGAACGUAUAAUCCGGUAAAACCCGGGUUGCAAUGAAAGUUCUUAGUUGACCUUAGUUACACUUAAUUAAAAGACUUCCAUUAAGGACCUUGCUCAACUCAUCCUUUAAUGAAGUACUGUCGAUAGCCUGCGUGGAAGGCAGGAAAAAGAGGAUAGGAUGGAGGUAUAAGUCCUCUCUUUUUUUCCUUUUCUCCCCGCCCCUUUCGUCUCCUUCCAUGCAGGCUAUACUCUUGAAGAAGAUCCACACAGUUUCUGAAGCAUGAUAACUGGUUUCUGAAUCCUUACUCGACAGAGCGAGAGAGCUCUGAAACCAAAUGUCUGUUUAGGUCAGCCUCAAACUCACAGAGUUCUUCCUUAAUGAGGUCUCCAUCAAUGAGCGCGAGUUAACAACUGAAAAGUUUUGAAUAGAGGGGCCUUUUUAGAAACCUUGAUUUAACUAGAGAUCUCUCCCCCUAGCCUCAACCCAGUCUUAAAACUCCAGCUGUGUUUAGCCUGUAAAUCUGCUGUCUCUCCUCGCUUCUUGCCGCCAAUGAACGCCCCUAAUGAAGAGGAACGACGAAAGACGGCUGUAUUGGCAGGCUAAGUUGCGUUCCAUAGGGUAGUUUAUCCUUGCUAAAGAUGUAGGGACAUCGACAAACUAGGACUGAAUAAAAUUUCCUUAUCAGUUAAAUUGAAUGCUCGUCUGUGUGUAUUAGUAACAACGAGAGCAGCAACAAAAUAAAUAAUAAUAAUAAUAAUAAUAAUAAUAAUAAUAAUAAUAAUAAUAAUAAUAAUAAUAAUAAUAAUAAUAAUAAUAAUAAUAAUAAUAAUAAUAAUAAAGGAUCUGGAAAUCAAGGACAAAAGUGGUGCCAGUGGUUGUAGGUGCAUUGGGUUCGGUGUCAAAGAAGCUGGCAGGCCACUUGGAGCAACUAGGAAUUUAAAACCGAACAAGAACGAUGCAAAAGUCGGCACUCCUCGGAUCGGCACAUAUCCUCAGAAAGGUGCUGGAAGUUUGAGGUCUCGGGAUGAGACUUGACUGGAUAUUUCUCCCCAGGGAAAAUCCCUGUGCUAAAUUUUACAUAAUAAUAAUAAUAAUAAGAUAGAUAGAUAGAUAGAUAGAUAGAUAGAUAGAUAGAUAGAUAGAUAGAUAGAUAGAAACUUUAUUUAUGUGUCAAGAAAGAAAAACUAGCCCAGGGGCAGGCCCUCUACUAAUAGGGGACACCUAUAAUAAUAAUAAUAAUAAUAAUAAUAAUAAUAAUAAUAAUAAUAAUAAUAAUAAUAAUAAUAAUAAUAAUAAUAACAAUAUUAAUAAUAAUAAUAAUAAUAAUAAUAAUAAUAAUAAUAAUAAUAAUAAAACAGAUACUAGAUGCUUGUUGCUUAUAACGUUUUUUUUAGCUGGCAAAUACUCUUUAUGCUUGACCGCUCCCCUCCAAGAGUUUUAGAUUUACAUGCAUUGUCGAGAAAAUUAACCACACUCUAAGCUUUCUCAAAUUAUACUCUCAAAAACAGUACAGCUCUUCUUACGGCAACCUUGACAAAAUCCAUAUCGAACAAACACUACCUUUCCUUACAUUUCGAAGGGUGUCUCCUAAUAUAGACGCCUUCUAAAUUGUGAGCAAGCUCUCCACGAGAUAUCGUGACAAAACUGAACUCGCGAAAGUGGCAAGGGAGAGAAGACGCCGCGAAAGCGAGGGAAGCGGAUGGGUAGAAAAGAGGCCUUUCCUCCUGCUUUACCGUUCGGCCACGCGUUUUCUCGGAGUGGUUCGCUUUGCUAGCCAUUAGAAAUGAAGAGAGCGCUUGCUUUUGGGCUAUGGAGCUUCAACUGUAUAUAACUUAUGUUCACACGCUUUUCUGAGGCUAUGCGGGGAGGGUGAACUUCAAUGCGGAGGUUUGGGGAAACAUUAACAGUUUCAUGCAGGAUAACCGACAGGCACCCAAAGCUCACGAGCGAGAAUCGUUGGGCAGCAGAAAUAUUAUAAGGGUUUGUAUGGGUAUUUUAGCGAUCGUUGUUUAGGGCUCUAAAAUAACAAUAAAUGUACACAAUACCGUAAAAUUCCGAAAAUAAGUCCCUCCAUGUAUAAGCCCCUCCGAAUAUAAGCCCCCGGGGGGCUUGUACUUGGAAUUUACCCUUGAAUACAAAGUAAAACAAAGCAAAAAUGGUAAAUCAAGCACUUCAAGCUAGCCCAAUCGAUUUAAAAACGCAAAUUUCCCUCCGUACAUACGCCCCUCCGAAUAUAAGCCCCUCCAAAAGGGCCUUUGAAAAAUAUAAGCCCCGGGGCUUAUUUUCGGAAUUUUACGGUAACAUCUUACCUUGUCUCCUUGUUUUGUUCACGGCGUGUUCUUAGCAUAAUAAACCCUACAUUACGAAACCCCUGAUAUAAUGAACUCCUUUAUUUAAAUUGCACCGAUUUGUGUAAGCGUUUUGUUUUCUUCUCUCACUUGAGUCCAGGUUGAACGCGGCCAUGUGGUGCAAAAGCUCAGAGAUGUCGGGACGGCUUCCGCAUCGAGAAAGGUCUUUUGUUGCAGUUUGUAAGUUAAAUUUAUCUCAUUCAGUGGAAUUCGAAGAAGGUUCAGGUAAUUUUCGAAAUUAAGACAACAGCCUGCCUCUCAACUAUUUAUCAAGUUUCAAAAGCUAUCGUGAACAUUAUUGCUAUGUUUCUAGGUAGAUCGAGACAAUGGCGGAUGAGCAGGAGGCUACGGCCAACGAAAAUCGUCCUUUGAUAUACGAGGACCAAAGGAAUGAAGCGGAACAAAGAAGUCAAAGAAGCAUCGACGAAAGUCUUCUUUCUUCCGCUGAUCAACGGCCUAAGGCUACAACAAGAAACCUUGUGGUACUAUGCAUUCUGUUUGUCGAGCUUUGCGAACGUCUGACUUUCUACGGUGUAGCGGCCAAUCUGGUGUUUUACUGUAGCGAUGUGCUAAAGCUGCCCUCUCCAUUACCCAGUACAAUAACUUUGGCUUUUCAAGGUGAAAUCAUGUGUAUUGUCAGAAAUAACGAUAGAUCAGGGACCGUGGGUCCGGGGUAUUAUUUUUUUUUUACAAAACCUCUAUUAACCCUUUAAGCCCUGAGAGUGAUCAGCAUCAAAUUUCUCCUUAUAAUAUCAAUGCAUUGUAAAACAGGGUGGUCAUGAGAAUUAUGGACAUGAUCACACAAGAUGAAUUUGCUUGAUAUUUUAUCAACUACUCCCCACUACUUCUGCAGGAAAUGAAUAGGGGCAACAAAUGAGAAUUCAAAUUUUGAUCUUAGGGUUUAAAGGGUUAAAUACUCCACAGAGUUACAAUACUAACUAGGGGGGGGGGGGGGGGGGGGCCGGGGGUUGUUUCCCCGAAAAAUUUUAAAAAUUUGAGUUUAAAAAAAACCCAAAAAACGGAUAUUUGCUUAACAACCGGGGAAAAAUGUUGAAAAUUAAUUUUUUUACAGUGAAUAAAAGUCAUAAUUUUUAAAUUUUUGUUAAGUUUUGUUUUUGUUUAAAAAAAAAGAAAAAAGGGGAUAAAAAAUUAAUUUUAAAAAAUUUUUUCCUGUUUUAUUAGAAAAAAAGCGUUUUUGGGUUUUUUUAUAAACUUAAAUUUUAAAAAUUUUCCGGGAAAAAUACCCCGGUCCCCCCCCCCCCCCCCCUAGUUAGUAUUGUAACUCUGUGGAGUAUUUAACCCUUUAAACCCUAAGAUCAAAAUUUGAAUUCUCAUUUGUUGCCCCUAUUCAUUUCCUGCAGAAGUAGUGGGGAGUAGNACAAUAUAAUUUUUCUUGUGUAUUUUUGUAAAGAACCCUGCUCUGCGCAGUAGGGGAGGAAUGAGAGGGAGAAAAAAAGAAGAUAUUUUUUUAUUUGAGUGUGGUGGAGGGGGAGAAAAGACCCGACGAGUGUAUAAAGAGGGGGGGGGGGGGGGGGGGGGGGGGACCAGGGUAUGCUUACCCGGAAAAUUUUGAAAAUUAGAGUUUCUAAAAUCACCAGAAACGCGUAUAUUGCUAUCAAACCGGAGAAAAUGUUGUUAAAUUAAAUUUUUAUCACCAUUUUGCUAGUUUUUUACACAAAAACGUAAACUUACACAUAAUUAUAAUAUAUGGCGUUUAUUCAACGUGACAAAAGAUUUAAAUAAUAUUAAGUAAGGCCAAUCAUUAAAUUUUCAGCUGGAUUCCACCAAACAGAAUUAACAAAAUAUUAAGAAACAGAAAUAAGUAAGGUAAUAGGCAAAUAAGGUUUUGCGUUCAUCUAUGUAGGGUCUAUCAUAUGUUAGUCCAGCUAGCUGGCUAUAUGAAGGAGGCUGUUCAGCGUCGGUCGGUUGCAAAGUUACGUUUGCGGUUAUUAUUUCGACUGACAAAUCCUUUAGUCACAACAACAAGUCACACAGCGUCAGUUCAUGUCUCAUGUUUAAUUAAGAUAUCACCACUGUGUGUCCGGUGGGCCAUCUAAGCUCGCUGCCAUAUGCUUACAUUUAAAAUAAAUAGUCAAACGCUUACAGACAUGUUGAAUGACCGACACACUCUGAGAAUAGCGUUCAGAGUUAGAAAUGGAUGGGAUUUCAAAUCACGUUGUACUAUUAAAACAUGGGACAACAGGAAAUUCGCAUAAUUUGUCAUGUGUAUUCUCUCGUUUUAACACGGGGAUUAGAAGUACUUUUGAAAAAGUCUAACAAAAGAAUCCCGGCGAAAUUAUUGGUGGGGCUGUAACCAGCCUCUAUGCUCCGCGGUCCCUGUAAGAUUAAUUUUAGGUCAGUAAGAUAGCUAUAGUAUGAUCCCAGAACGGAUCCUUGUGGGAUACUACAAGCCACAUUUAGCUCUUCAUGGAUGAGAGUUCACAAUUGUUAUUUGUUUAUUUACCAACUAAGUCUUCACUCUUAACUGAGAAUUAAUAAUAAUUAAUAAUAAUUAAAUAACUUCUAGAGCGCUAUUUACAUUCCUGAUCAACAGCGCUUAACAACUUAACAACUUUAUGAUAAUAAACUUAAUUAGUAAUACUAAUAAUAAAAGUGAAUGUCAAACAGGUUACGUUGUAAAAGCUGCACGAAAUAAAUAAGUUUUCAGCUUACAUUUAAAAACAGCUAACGAUUGAAUAUCACGUAAUUCAGCCGGCAAACUAUUCCAUAAAUAUGGGGCAGCAGCAGAGAGAGAUCUGUCACGUAACGUGACAAGUAUUUUCUCUUUAGGAGGGUCUAGCAAUAAACUUUGAUUUGAUCUAAGAUUAUAUAUAGACCUAGGCUUAAUGUUAAUUAGUUCUAUGAUAUACUUAGGUGCCAAUACAUGAAUAGCUUUAAAUGUUAAAAUUAAGAUCUUAAAAUGAACACGAUGUUGUACUGGUAACCAGUGAAGUUGAUAAAGCGCGGGAGAAAUAUGCGAGUCCUUACUUAAGCUCAGUACAAGUCUAGCCGCAGCAUUCUGCACACGUUGUAAUUUAACUAUUUGCGAGUUAGGAAGGCCAUACAGAAGUCCAUUACAAUAGUCUAAACGUCUAGUGAUAAAAGCAUGAAUAAGCGUCAGUAACGAAUCGCGAGAUAAAUACUUCUUAAUCCUUCUAAUAUUAUGUAGGUGAUAAAACGCGGCAUUACCGAUUUUAGUAACAUGCGUUGACAUUGACAACUUAUUAUCAAACUAUGCACUUAGAUUUCUAACACAGGAACUAGGAUAAAUAUCAUAAUCGCCUACAGAGAUAUUACAUACAUCAUUGAUCUUACCUAAUUGUUGAAAGUAUUGCAGACUGUGAUAAAUAAUUAUAAUGAAGGUUACAACAAUGAAUAAAACAAAAACAUAAAAAUAUGUUUAACCUGCGUCCAGUGUAAACUGGCAAAAUAGAAUAUUGCCGUCAAUACCAUUUUUUUAUUUUCCUUUACACACUGGAAAAAUUAUUUUACUUCAAAUACAGUGUUGGGUGUAACAAUAACUAAUAAUAAUAAUAAUAAUAAUAAUAAUAAUAAUAAUAAUAAUAAUAAUAAUAAUAAUAAUAAUAAUAGUGAUAAUAAUAAUAAUAAUUUUUUUUAAUAAAUGAAAAAAUUUUAUUGACAACAAUGCUAACUAUUAAAAUCCUAUUUACAAUUAAUUCACUUGAAAAAAAGAAAAAACUAUUCAUUCAAAACACUAUUUACAAUUCCUGUCGAUUUAAAAAGCACUUAAUUUAGCUUAGAAAGAGUUAAUUUAACUAAGAAAAAUUUAUUCGAAUUAAAAACAUUUCAUUUCAAUUAAAAAAAACUGUCAGCCUCUAAAAUUCAAAAGUUUCUUCCAACUGUUUAAAAAAAAUAAAAAAAUAAAAAAAUAAUAAUAAUAAUAAAAUAUAAUAAUAACAAUAAUAAUAAUAAUAAUAAUAAUAAUAAUAAUAAUAAUAAUAAUAAAUACAUUCUUAUAUGGCGCAUUUACAAAGCUCAAUGAGCCUUACAAUGAUUUGCAAAGAGAAGUUAAAAUCAAAAUCCCUACUAUUAAAGUAAUUAAGUUCACCAUAAUGUUUACUAAAAUAAGAAAGCUUCCCUAAAACGAUGAGUUUUCAACUUGUUUUUAAAACAGAUUACAGUCUUGGCAUUCUUAAUGUCCACCGGUAGGGAGUUCCACAAUUUCGGUGCCACAAAAGAAAAAGCUCUACACCCGUAGUUUUCAGUUUUAGCUUUUUGAGGACACACUAGUGAACGUGACGCUGAUCUUAAAGUUCGUGACGGUUGAUACAUUUCAAUUAAAGGCUUCAGUUAGUCUGCAGACUGGCCAUGUACAGUCUUAUACGUUAUGAAGAGAAUCUUAAAUUCAGUUCUCUUUACAACUGGAAGCCAGUGCAAGUUAUUUAGUACAGGCGUUACAUGAUCUGAACGUUUUAGGCCCAUCACACUGAGACGCGCAGCGGUAUUCUGGAUUCGUUGGAGUUUAUCCCUUUGAUAUUUAGGAAUACCGUACAAAAGACUUACAACAGUCCAAUCGGGAGAUGACGAGGGCAUUAACUAACAUUUUAAGUCCGUCUAGCGAGAAGGAGUGUCGGGAUGAGUUAACGCAAGAAAGGUUCAAUAAAUCUUCGUUCCCAUGGUCUUCUCCUACCCGUCUCUCGCUCCGUAGGGACGGCUAGGUGAGGACCCUGGGAACGAGUUUGGGGUCAAUAUUUAAUCAAUGUCAGCUGAAAUCUGUUAAUUUAACUUAAUAAAGCCGCCAAUAACAAGCAACUAAUCUCGAAUAGCAAUUAUACAAAAACAAUUAUAAUUUUGGUUUAUUUUAGGUACAUGUUUCUUCACUCCUGUAAUCGGUGGAUGGUUUGCUGACGUUCUGCUUGGGCGCUAUAAUACCAUAUAUGGGUGCUCACUGCUCUACACAGUCGGUACCAUUCUCCUCACGGCUACUACUUACAGCUACCCACCGGCCUAUGGUCUAAGCAUGUCAAGUAAAGAAGGAUUUUUAGGCGUGUCACUCAUCCUUAUUGCCAUAGGAACAGGAGGAAUAAAAGCUAACCUGUCUCCAAUGGGCGCAGAUCAAGUGAAGGAACAAGGGGAGCAAAUGGUGCAGAAAUUCUUUAAUGCGUUUUAUUGGUUCAUCCAAAUUGGUAGUAUACUUGCUUUUACAGUUGUUGUGUACGUUCAACAAGAAGUGUUAUUUUUUUACGGUUAUCUGAUAUUAGCAGUUUCAAUGACUUUAGCAACCAUUGUGCUGCUUAUUGGUAGAAGGAGCUACGUACUGCACCCUCCGGAGGGCAGUUACUUAACUGACACAUUACGUAUUAUUGGUAAAGGCUUGAAAAACUACUUCUUUUGUAAGCGGAGAUCUUCGGCUCUAAUGAGCCACUGGCUUGAUGGUGCAAAAGAAUCAAAAGGAGGAACUUUCUCUGAAGAAAUGGUGGAAGGUGUCAAGUCCGUGGUUCAGCUGAUCCCGAUCUUUUUAACAUUUAUAUUCUACUGGACAAUAUAUGGACAGGUGAGAGCGACUCUUUUGUAAACUUAUUGCUUUUUCAUGUCAUUCAGCAAUUCGAAGGGUCUUAUAGGAGCGCAUGAAGAGGAGAAUGUGUGACAAUGGGCUCGCUAUAGAACUUUUUGUUUCAGCCUGUUCCACAUUUUCAUUUGUUUUGUGGCAUUAAUUAAUCAUGGUGGGCCUAAUCCGACCACUCCUCAAAUCGGCUAUAAAAUUGGUUAAUUUACAAAGACUUUGUCGGCUUUUGCCUUUUAUCUACCAGAUCGUCGUGGCCUUCAAAUAUGAAUAUCAGGCCAAUCGAAUUAAAUUUGGGUAUAUGAUGGCACCAAUCAAAUGUUUGAUGUCUCAGAUUACGCCAUUCAUACGUCAGUUUUAAACUUCCACAAUUUUAUAAGAAAGCACCUUUCAAGGGGAGAAAAACUCUGAAAAAAUUUAUCGUAUCACAAUUAUUGGCAGAGAUAAAACAUUUUGAAUUUUGGAACGUUUGUAGCACAAAUGGGAGGUACUCCUUCUCCCCCGCCCCCUGGGUAUAAUAAUUCUUCUUCAUAGAGAGGUAUUGUAUUGUUGUGUCGCCAUUUAAGUUGUGUGUUUACCGUUGAAAGCUAAAAGAAAAUUGACAAAAUGGAAAACGGGGAUUUCUACCAUUGCUAGAACUAUCCGUAGAACACAGUAAGAAGUCCCGUGAUCCUUUUAAAAUAAAAUUUCCCAGCCUGAGCGUUUUCUUGCCACUAUUAUGCCACUAUUAAAGGUUUAUGUUACCGGAAAAUCAACUUUAAAUGAACAAAAAAAAUGGGCGAAAAUUCAAUGGACACAAAUUCAUUGGAGAAACUAUGGUGCUGGGGCGGCAAUUUAAUUUCUUUGAAGUCUCAUAACUGGAGUUAUAUGUAUGGUAGCGAGAAAAACAAAACCCGUUUUUUUUUUCUUUACUCAGGUACUAAGGUUCUUUAACUUCUAGUGAUAUGCCAGUGAUUUAAGUUUGCCUACGAAAAUUAACAUUAAUUUUCAUUAAACCUCUUUGGGGACGUCUUUUUUUUGGUUGUGACUUCAAACAAAAUAUCUAUCGUUUCAUUAUUUUAUCAACAAUCGGAGACUAUCUGGCAAAUUGGUAAAGAAAAAUAAAAAUGUGUCAAAUUAGCCCAAAUAACCAAUUGAGGGAUGGUUUGGCUCCUGAAUAAAAAAAAAACAAAAAGUGAAAUACUUCUAUUUGUUAGUCACUACAUUUAACUUCUUUGUUAUAUUUGUGCUUUUUCGAAACCUUAGUUGAUUUUGUUUUUUUUUUUAGUGUUUUACAACGUUUGUCCUUCAAGCUUCCUACAUGAAUUUAAAAGUUUCAGGGGAAACAUCACUUCCCGCGGCCUCACUGAAUCUGUUUGAAAACAUUCCCCUGCUUGUUCUUAUUCCAUUUAUCGACCGAGUGGUGUACCCAGGUCUGCACCGUCUUGGUUUUAAUUUGACCCCACUGCGCAGAAUUGGUGUUGGGUUGCUGUUCGCCGCGGGCUCAGUUGCUUUAGGAGGAAUUAUCGAAAUGGAAAGGAAACACGUCUUACACACUAACGGGACGUUUAAACAAGACUUGUUCAAUAAAACCGUGAACGCAUCCACUAUGAGUGUGUUUUACCAAGUACCUCAGUACGUCCUACAAGGAGCAAGCGAGGUUCUGGUUGGCGUUACAGGUAACAGUCCACAUUUAUGUUUGGAAUUUCAACUUUACAGAAUCUUGAUGGUAAAUUUACAGAGCGGCAGUAACAAAUAGCCCAACAAUGUCGUUUCAGGACGGGCAGGGAAUUUUAAUAUGUUUAGAAACAUUUAGUCAAUAAGUUCAUUCCUCGGCUCUUCACUGCUCUCAAUAAAAGUCACCCUCCCUGCUGAGAAAAAUUUAAAAUAAAAAAAAAUUCUCUUGGCUGACAUAUGUAACUUGCGGAUAUAAAAUAUUGGUGAAGCCACGAUAUCAUAAAAAAACAACAUGGCGUCUAGAAAACGAAAGCUGAACGGCACGGAAGACAUAAAUAGUAGUGUAUUUGAUCAGGAUAAGAUUGACUGAACUUUCCGGAGAAGUACAUGGAAGUAACGACUAUAUUUUCUGGUCAUCGUAGAAUUAUUAGAAUUUGUUAGACGGAAGACUCACAGUAACACUCAUUCCAAUACUCAGACCAACGUCAACUUUGGCCCUGUUACGACAGCGACUAUACCGUACAUCAGAGGCACCUCCGAAACUAUCGCACUGUGCGUGUUGCUGCUCACAAACCGGCAACCACUUUACGAAUGUACGUACAGUUGUGUUGGGAAUGAACAGUGGAGCAGAACUCGUAGCGUUGUUACAUAUGCAUAAACAUUUGUUUCUUUCUUUGGUAUCAAUAUAAUUAUUGUUCCAAAGUCCACAGCCACUUGUUUAUGCCUUACAACUUUAGAUUAAAAAUUUUGAUGUUUGUAAAGAAACGCAAAAAGAGCACUCUUAUACAUUAGAUGGGCUUUUAACCGGGGGGGGGCUAUAUCCGGAAUAAUAUCUUCGUUAGCAAGUCGAUGGAUUAAUCUCAUAAGUGCGCAAAAGUCAACAACCAAGUGUUUAUGUCUAAUAAGUUGAACUAAAAAAUUUUGAUGUUAUCAAAGAAACGCAAAGAGAGCGCUUUUUUCCGUUCGUGGGGUUUUUAACCGGGGGGGGGCUAUAUCCGGAAUAAUAUCUUCGUUAGCAAGUCGAUGGGCUUAUAUCCGGGGGGGGCUUAAAACCGGGGGAGGCUUUAACGUGGGAUUUUACAGUAAUCACUUAAAUACAACAUCAAAAUUUCACAGGCAAUUAAAAUAGUUGCACUUCACAACCAGAGUGUGGGGGUCGUGGACUAGAAAGGAUUGUAGUGAUAAUUAACAGACUGUAAUCUAAUGAAAGAGGGACCGUGAAGAAUAGUAGCACCACAUCUGAAUUUCAGUCCCCUAACAUUUUGAUAAGUUCAAUUAUAGAAACCCCCUGUAGGCGUUCUCCUUCGUCGAACGCAAUAACCCCCUGAAUAGACAAGCGGGGGAAUUCAUGUUGACGUUUCUUCUUUCAGGUCUCGAGUUCGCUUAUACCCAGUCCCCUGCCGACCUUCGCGGCGUAGUCAUGGGUUUGUGUCUCGCAAUGAUUGGUUUUGGCUAUUACGUAGCAUCAGCGUUGGCUUCCAUUGUUAAACACGCAUCAAAUGGUGAUUGGUAUCCUGAAAACCUCAACAAAGGAUAUGUGGAAUACUACAUGUUCCUGUUGGCUGGGCUUAUGUUAGUGAAUGCCUCUGUGUUUCUGUUUUUAGCAGUUAGGUAUCGAUAUUUAAAUCAUGAUCGUGAAAUGAAUGUAACUUGUCCGAGGACGAUCUUCACAGAGAUUACUGUGAGUGACCUACAAAGGGACUCUAGAGUUAUAGCGACAGCCCUCAUGUAG
Porites evermanni is the source of this 12581-nucleotide messenger RNA. NCBI's taxonomy places the organism in Eukaryota, Metazoa, Cnidaria, Anthozoa, Scleractinia, Poritidae. The record is from the annotation of a GenBank genome assembly.